CAUCAUCUCGUGUGCCACUCACUCAUCCAUCUGUGAUCAAAGCUUUUACUUUCUGUUUGUUUUAUAACAGAAUAAUUCAGUAGCAAGGAUGAGCGCAGCAACAGCUCAAAGACCUUCAAGGGCUCUCUCUGUCGAUGAUGGAAAAGUUGCAGGCAACUUGGAUGUGGGAAAUGAUGUAAGAACAGGAAUAGCAUCAUCCAACAGUAGCGGUAGUGGAGCAUCAGCCGUUGCAGGUCCUUCAAAUUCAGGGAUCUUGUGUAAUGCUCAUGAAGCACCGCCAAGAAACGGAAAAAUGGAUGGCGGAAUUGGAUCAAAACUCAAAGCUGCAUUCACCCAUCAACAUCCCGGUAAACAAAUCAAAACAAACGGAAAACCCCUUGGAAAAACAUUCCAUCGUGAACAACCUUUACCGCAAAGUCAUGCAGGAGGAGAAGUUUUGAGAAUUGAUCCACGCGGUCCUGAUGCUCCUGUCGGAGAUGGUAUCGUGUUAAGCUCUGGUGAAGGCAGCGAUGAUGAAGCACCACCAGCAUCUCCAAGCGGUCAAUCUUCUAGCAACGAUGAAGCUGCAGAAAGCGAUUAUAGCAGCAAUGGCUACUUAUCGCCAAAUGAUCAAGCAAACAGAUCACGUUCAAAUACCGCUUCUACCGAAUUAUCAGAAAGUGGAUCAAGCGUUUGUAAGAUCAAAUUUGCACCUUUACCUUCUUCAGGUCGUCUCAAGCGUGCCAAUUCUAUCACGAUUGGUGUAGCAGCCAGAAGUCAGUUACUUCAAAGUCAAGGUUCUGGAAGACAAGCGGGAAAUGCAGCCGCAUGGCAACAACAAUACCAACAACAAAUGCAACGUCAACAACAAGAACAACGCGGAAGGCAAAAUGAUCAAUACAGCGAUGGUUCUCGUUAUUCCGGAAUUCAGCCUGUGCAACAAGAGCAAUCACAGGACCCGGUCGAUUUGGGAGAAGAAAUCCGAAAGGGAGCAUCCAAAGCAUGGAAUCGCUUCCGCAGAGGCAGCAGUGUAUCAUCAUCCGGCAGCAGCAGCAAACCUGAAGCUGAAAAGCGGGAGAAAUUACCGCCAGCAACGGAAAGCGCAGUGGAGGAAGAUGAUGAAUCAGCCUUGGCUACUGGAGCAGGUGAAAAGACACCCAAGCGUUCUCAAAGCCCGACUCACAUCAACAGUCGUCAUUACGAUGAUGAAGCUGAUCCUGAAGGAGCACAAACGCCACGUCAUAGUAUGCAAAGACGUGUUUCGACCGGUGCAUUUAUCGGUCAAGCAUCUUACAGUCGAAUGGAAGAAAGACGUAAACGUGGAGAUGCGGUUGAUGAAAAGAUGAGUUAUGAAGAUGCUGAAAGACAAAAUGAAGCAACUCAAUUCAUCGAAAUGUUAGGUCAAAGAGGUGCCGGCAGGGAAAUUUAUCAUCGUGCAGAUGGCGGUCGCAAGAAAGAAUACAAAGUUAAACGUGAUGGCCAAGGGAAAUUGAUCGAAGUCAUAGGUAUUGACGAGAAAGGAUCAGAUAUGGAUACUUCAUCUGAAUCUGAAAGAAGCAGAAGCACUGAAGCUUACAGUGAAGAAGACGAGGAUGAUGAAGAAACUCGUGAAGCAGAAGCUCUAGCCGAUCAAGCGCUCAAAGGACAUAGCGAAAAAGCAAUGAAGGCAGGAGCUGUGGAAAAGAUGGAAAAGAAGAAAUCUUUUGGACUCGGACGGAAAUGAUUGUAUCAACACCCCUGCCAUUCUAUGUAUAUUAUAUUCAUCUAUUUUAAAAUCAUUAUACUUGCUCGG
Molecule: messenger RNA, 1771 nt
Organism: Meira miltonrushii
Lineage: Eukaryota; Fungi; Basidiomycota; Exobasidiomycetes; Exobasidiales; Brachybasidiaceae
Exons: 1
Coding region: 89-1702 (537 amino acids)
Source: RefSeq, a predicted model, not a curated record